GCCUCUCCUCCAGAGUGCACGCGCCGGGAGCCAGGAGACGAGUCGCGCGCAGGGCGAGUGGGAGGGAAGCUGCCAAUCGUUUGCUUCCUCCGAAGACACAGUCGUGUCGCCCCUGAAUGGACCCGGUUCUUCUUCCCUCUCAUCCCUCCGCUCACCGUGGGAUGGUACACCCUCUCCAUGUAUGACUGCAAGGACGGCCAAAGGAUGAGGAGGCAGACCGAGAGUGGAAGGCUCCCUAUGCCUCAUCUCUCGCUUCAAUGUGGUGCUUUCGUGCCCACGUCCACCUGCGCUGUCCCUGCCUGCACACUCUCUACAUAUGGACCACGUUGAAGCCCACCUUCCCGCUGCUUGCGGACUCUUGUUGAAGCUUGCAGACUUCAGUAGUUGUGGCACAUGGGCUUUGUUGUCCUGAAACACGUGGCAUCUUCCUGGACCAGUGAUUGAACUUGUGUCUCCCGAAUUGGCAGAGUUAAAUCUUCUUUGGAGAUCACACAUCUGGUGACACUGUUCACUGAACACCGUAAACUAUCAUCUUGGGGUCGCAUCCGGAAUCGUCAAGACAAGGUACUUUCAACUAAGAAGAAUAAGCCUGUCUUGCAUGAAGGCAGGUAGGGUGGGAGAGUGUGGCAGAUGUGGGAAAGAACUUGACAAAAGGAUGUGAGAACAGAAAACCCUCUGCGCCUCUCUGGCCCGAGCAGCCAGGCCUGCAGCCCUCAUUUGUCCUGGAGACCCACUGCAGCCCUUGCCCCACACUGCUGCCACUUCCCACAGGGCCAGACCUCUCCCUGCAGGGCUGCGGCCCUCACCCACCCCCUCACUCUGCCCACAGCACCCUUUCCUUCUCCCCUGUCCUUUGAGGGGAUUAGUGGAGAUAUAACAGUCCCUCCCAGCCUGGCUGUCAGCCAGAGGCUUCCGCAGGACCCAUCCCGUGAGCAGGCAAGGCAGAGUCUGCCAGGGCAAGAGGGACCCAAGGAGGGAGGUCAGGAGUCCCGGGGAAGGUCCCCUGCCGAUAUACAGACCCCAUUCAUAGGUGAGCAGAGCAGAGCCACGGGGGGAGCCUUUUGGCAGCUCACAUGUACGCACGUGUGCGAGCACACAUGCAGCAUACAUGUGAGUACAGGGCACACAUGUCUAUGUAGUGUGUGCAUGCACACACACACGUGCUCACAGGCACGCACACGUGGGUGGGCAAACACGUGUGCAUACUCACUCUGGUUCCUCUGACAGCAUACCAGUAUCCUUACUGAAAUGCAGCCUUGUGCCCCAGUUGUGUCGAGUGAUUCAAAGAAAGCAGUUAGGAUUUUACUGUGCCUCUGCCUAAGAGUGACAAGUUCCCUGGGAGCAGAGAGCAAGCAGGUUGACAGGGCUGGGAGCCCCAACAUCUGGGGGUCUUUCCCCAAAGAGUCCUUCUGUUUCUGCUAGCCCUCAAAUUUCAGACUUGUCAGAGGCCCUGGCUUCUGUUCUUCACAGCCAGCCCUGCUCAGCAGCCCCACCCAGCCUGGGCUCUGGGCAGUGGGGUCUGGUGAGGCUAUUUUAAGUCGAGCUCUUGGCCUGCCUUACACCAACUCUGCUACCGGGCACCUGCCGCCGCCUGUCAGGCCUGGAAUGCUGAUUGGCAGUUGGCUGGGGCGGGGGCUGGGGACAGACCGUUAUAAAGCUGGGGCACCCGGGAGUCACCCGCCCCUGUCCACAGCCCGCCAGUCCCCACCUCUACCACCAUGUCCACCCACCGCCUUGUGAUGGUUCGGCACGGUGAGAGCACCUGGAACCAGGAGAACCGCUUCUGUGGUUGGUUCGACGCAGAGCUGAGCGAGAAGGGGGCUGAGGAGGCCAAGAGGGGGGCCCAGGCCAUCAAGGACGCAAAGAUGGAAUUUGACAUCUGCUACACGUCAGUGCUGAAGCGGGCCAUACGCACCCUCUGGACCAUCCUGGACGGGACGGACCAGAUGUGGCUGCCCGUGGUGCGUACCUGGCGCCUCAACGAGCGGCACUACGGGGGUCUCACUGGCCUCAACAAGGCAGAGACGGCCGCUAAGCACGGGGAGGAGCAGGUGAAGAUCUGGAGGCGCUCCUUUGACAUCCCACCACCCCCCAUGGAUGAGAAGCACCCCUACUACCACUCCAUCAGCAAGGAGCGUCGGUAUGCAGGCCUGAAAGCUGGGGAGCUGCCCACGUGUGAGAGCCUCAAGGACACCAUUGCACGGGCCCUGCCCUUCUGGAAUGAUGAGAUCGCCCCUCAGAUCAAGGCUGGCAAGAGAGUGCUCAUUGCAGCCCACGGGAACAGCCUACGGGGAAUCGUCAAGCACCUGGAAGGGAUGUCGGACCAGGCCAUCAUGGAGCUGAACCUGCCCACGGGGAUCCCCAUCGUGUACGAGCUGGACAAGGCGCUGAAGCCCACCAAGCCCAUGCGUUUCCUGGGGGACGAGGAGACUGUGCGGAAGGCCAUGGAAGCUGUGGCCGCCCAGGGAAAGGCCAAGUGAAGGGCGGGCUCUGGCAAUAAAGGCACCUCCUUCCACA
Molecule: messenger RNA, 2517 nt
Organism: Dama dama (fallow deer)
Lineage: Eukaryota; Metazoa; Chordata; Mammalia; Artiodactyla; Cervidae
Gene: PGAM2
Product: phosphoglycerate mutase 2
Exons: 7
Coding region: 1719-2480 (253 amino acids)
Biological process (GO): glycolytic process
Molecular function (GO): intramolecular phosphotransferase activity
Source: RefSeq, a predicted model, not a curated record